Ruditapes philippinarum (Manila clam) is the source of this 634-nucleotide messenger RNA. RefSeq names its product perlucin-like protein. The record is from RefSeq and is a predicted model, not a curated record. Gene Ontology annotation, molecular function: carbohydrate binding. NCBI's taxonomy places the organism in Eukaryota, Metazoa, Mollusca, Bivalvia, Venerida, Veneridae. Bases 80 to 562 code for a protein of 160 amino acids. Gene Ontology annotation, cellular component: external side of plasma membrane. Gene Ontology annotation, biological process: biological process involved in interspecies interaction between organisms. The transcript has 5 exons.
AAUUAAGGACCUGUCUUAGAACAUCUAAACUAUAUAUAAGCGCGAAAAUUUAACUUCAAGAAAUCAUUAAUAUCUGAAGAUGGCAAAUUAUCUGUUACUUUUAGCUCCAGCACUUCUUGCAACUGUGUACAGUGCCUGCCAAUCCGGAUGGCGACCGUAUAACGGCCAUUGUUAUAGGUUUCAGACUGACAAAGAAAGUUGGACAAAUGCACGGCAAAUGUGUCUAUGGCAUAAAAGUCACCUAAUUAACAUAGAUGACGCUGCAGAGCAAAAAUGGUUUCAUGACCAAGCGUUGACUUUCAAUCAUACUGAUGGAGAUAAUGGUUUCUGGCUUGGCGGAACCAACUGGAACAAUGAUGCAAAUUGGAUAUGGGAAAUAGUUCAUAAACCGAUAACUUAUACUAACUGGGAUGCCAGCCAACCAAAUAAUAGAGAUAACAGUGAACUAUGUAUGGCGUCUAUAAAACUGUUUGAUUAUAGGUGGAGUGACGAGUUUUGUGAAUGGGAUGUUCUUCAAUAUGUAUGUGAGCAAAGUGAAGGAGGUGACCCAAUUAUCGGAUAGUCUGUGAAACAUGUAUAAUACAUGUCUAUUAUUCUAUGUAUAAAAUAUGUAUUAAAUAAAAUUCACAAAAAA